Molecule: messenger RNA, 1717 nt
Organism: Lonchura striata (white-rumped munia)
Lineage: Eukaryota; Metazoa; Chordata; Aves; Passeriformes; Estrildidae
Gene: WSB2
Product: WD repeat and SOCS box containing 2
Biological process (GO): protein polyubiquitination; intracellular signal transduction
Molecular function (GO): protein binding
Source: RefSeq, a predicted model, not a curated record
CGGCGGGGCCGAGCGGGCGGCGGGGCCGCCAUGAAGCCGAGCGGAGAGGAGCCGGUGCUGCUGGCGGAGCUGAAGCCGGGCCGGCCCCAGCGCUACGAUUGGAAAUCCAGCUGCGAGACCUGGAGCGUCGCCUUCUCCCCCGAUGGAGCCUGGUUCGCCUGGUCCCAGGGACACUGCGUGGUCAAGCUGAUCCCGUGGCCCCUGGGGGAGGCCGAGCUCGGCUGCAAAACCUCGGAGCGCAAGAGCCGGGGCAGCAAAGCAGAGACUUGGAGCCAUGGGGCAGCCAAGGAGAAGACUCUGGAGUGUGGGCAGAUCGUGUGGGGCCUGGCCUUCAGUGCCUGGCCAGCAGCUGAGGAUGGGGACACAGAUCCUGCCUGUGCCGUGGGGCUUCCCUGCCUGGUCCUGGCCACUGGGCUCAAUGAUGGGCAGAUCAAGGUGUGGGAAGUGCAGACAGGGCACCUCCUCUUCAGCCUCCUGGGACACCAGGAUGUCGUCAGGGACCUGAGCUUUGCUCCCAAUGGAAGCCCCAUCCUCGUGUCGGCCUCGCGGGACAAGACCUUGCGCGUGUGGGACCUGAGCAGGGAUGGGCGGCAGGUCCAGGUGCUGUCGGGCCACGUGCAGUGGGUCUACUGCUGCUCCAUCUCCCCAGACUGCAGCAUGCUCUGCUCCGCCGCUGGCGAGAAGUCGGCACUGCUGUGGAGCAUGAGAUCCUACACCCUCAUCCGCAGGCUGGAGGGCCACCAGAGCAGCGUGGUGUCCUGUGACUUCUCCCCGGACUCUGCGCUCCUUGUCACCGCUUCCUACGACGCCUGUGUCAUCAUGUGGGACCCCUACACUGGGGAGCAGCUCAGGACACUGCGCCACGUCCCAUUGCACUCCACGCUGGAUUCCAGCGGUGAAAUCCACACCAGCUCCCUGCGCUCCGUCUGCUUCUCCCCCGAGGGGCUCUACCUGGCCACGGUGGCAGAUGACAGGCUCCUGAGGAUCUGGGCCUUGGAGCUGCGGUCUCCAGUGGCCUUUGCCCCCAUGACCAACGGUCUGUGCUGCAUGUACUUCCCACACGGAGGAUUCAUUGCCACAGGGACCAGGGAUGGCCACGUCCAGUUCUGGACAGCCCCGAGGGUCCUCUCGUCACUCAAGCACUUGUGCCGCAAAGCCCUGCGCACCUUCCUCACAACCUACCAGGUGCUGGCGCUGCCCAUUCCCAGGAAGCUGAAGGAAUUCCUCACUUACCGGACUUUUUAAGGCAGCAGGGAGAGCAGAGGCAAGAGGUGAGCCCUGGGGCUUGGCCCGGGCCGGUGGCGCCGCAGGAACGCCGAGCUGUGAGCCAGGAGCGUUGCUGCUCCCGUGGUUUUGGGGCUGUGGAGGGCUUUUUUGGUGUCAUAAUACAAAAACCCAGCAAAAUCCCAUGCAGAGAGCUGCGGUGGCCCUGCAGGGGACAUGGGUGGGACACAGGUCCCCCUGUCCCCUGCUGCCUGCUGGGUUGGGUCAGGUACUUCUGCUUCUGAGUGCAAUGGUGUGGGAUGACGGUGGAACAGCUGCUGUGGGAGCAGAGCUGUUGUCACCUGCACAAAUAUGGGGCUAAACCCCCCCAAAACACCCAGCUGGGAAUGUCCCUCCAUCCCGGUGGAGCGCGGGCUCUGCCGCUCUCCCGGCGCGGGCAGGAGCGGGGACAAGCCCGAGCAGGUCUCAAUCAAUAAAAAUUGAUUCCACAUGA